UAUAUACAGUUGCAGCAAAUGCCAAACACUCCCUCGUCUCUUCCUCUGUUAUCAUCUCCUCCCCACCAUUCUCUAGAGAGAGAAAAUGCAGUGUGUCUCUUGUCUGAAUAUCUUCACCUCAUCCUAUUAAAACCUCUGUCUGCCCCCUCCCGUGACUCUCCGUACCCAUCACUCUUAGAUAUUUCCUUCUUGUAAUAAAAUUAAAAUCUCUCUUCUUUUUUUAGCAAACCAUUUCCAUCUCGAAAUAAUCAUCUCUUUCCCCCCUUUCCUCAAAAUAGCAACUGCAGAAAUUACCUUUCCCUUUCCCUGGGAUUUCUCAGCCAUGGAAGAAGAGAAACAUAAAUCUUCUCCAAUUCAACAAAAUCACAAUCUUCGAUGAAUUCAAGAAAAACCCUAGGGUUCUCAACUAAUUCCCUAUUUAUAUAGAUUUCGGUCCUUUUCUGACCUCAGUUUUAGUACUACUCUCACUCUGCCUUUUCAGGGUUUAGGGUUUUUACACUUCACACAGCCAAAAUGUCUUCCUGUCUAAGUGGGAGAGCUUAUAGAUUGAACCUUGAUUUGAUCAAAUCCCCAACCACAACCUUCUCAACGUCAAACUCAUCCUCAUCUCCUUCCUCAACCCUCUCCGAAUCCAGCAAUUCCCCUCUCUCAAUCUUCUCCCGAAAGCCCCGGACGCCGCGGAAGCGCCCGAACCAGACCUACAACGAGGCCGCCGCGAUCCUCUCCACCGCGUACCCGAAGCUCUUUCCCGCCAAAAAUAUCCCGAAGCCGCCGUUCAAGCUCGCGAAUAAUGCCCGGGCGAAUUUCCUCUCGGAGCCCCCGGACUUGCUCAUCCCCCUUCCGCCGCCGGAGCCGGCGAAAUUCGACAAGACGUGCCGGAGCCCGGGCGAGGUCACGUCUUCUCGGGGGGAUUUCCAGGGAAAUUGCGACGAAUUCGGGGAGGAUUUCGACGCGGAGUCGAUUCUCGACGAGGAGAUCGAGGAAGGAAUCGAUAGCAUCAUGGGGAAUCUCGCGGCGGAGGAAGGCGGCGCCGCCGUGGAAUUCGCCGUCUCCGGCGGUGGUUAUUGCUACGGUUUUCCGGUGGGGAUGGGGUUUGAUUUUGGGUACGGGAUGAUCAUGAGGGCGAUGAGGAAUGGCGACGGGAGGGAGCGGUGGAGCUCGCCGACGGUGAACGUCGUCGACAUCACGGCGGCGGCGGGGGAGAAGAAGGCGGCGGCGGGGAAGAAGAAGCAGAAGAAGAAGAGGGAGGAAUCGGCGGCGGAGAAUUCCGGCGGGGCGGUGGGGCGGCUAGGUCUGAACCUGAACUACGACGACGUUUUGAGCGCGUGGUCGGAGAAUGGGUCGCCGUUUUCCGGGGAUGCGGCGGCGGCGGAGGGCGGCGGAAAGGAUGUCCAAGAACGAUUGGGAGAGAUAGAUUUGUUCCCGGAGAAUGGGGCACCGGCGAGGGGCGCCAUCGUGCUCCGAUACAAGGAAAAGCGCCGGACACGCCUCUUCUCCAAAAAAAUUAGAUACCAAGUCCGAAAAGCCAAUGCUGAUCAACGCCCUAGAAUUAAGGGAAGAUUUGUGAGAACGCCAAAUUCAGCCGAAGAUGAUUAGGAAAUCAGAGCACUCUGUUUUUUUUGUAGACUUAAGUAAUAUUUUCUCAUUCCUUCUUUCAUAAUUUUUUCUACUCUUAUAAGAUAUCAAACUCCAAAAGAGAUAUGCAUAAGUAGGAAGAACGCAACUUGAGCACAAUUAUAUUUUUCUUCGUUUCUUUUUGAUCGAUACUCUAUUUUGAUGAAAUUUAGAUAAUCUGUCCUAAAAUGAUA
Molecule: messenger RNA, 1808 nt
Organism: Salvia splendens (bonfire salvia)
Lineage: Eukaryota; Viridiplantae; Streptophyta; Magnoliopsida; Lamiales; Lamiaceae
Product: protein CHLOROPLAST IMPORT APPARATUS 2
Exons: 3
Coding region: 514-1596 (360 amino acids)
Biological process (GO): regulation of DNA-templated transcription
Cellular component (GO): nucleus
Molecular function (GO): protein binding
Source: RefSeq, a predicted model, not a curated record